UGGCGGCGGCGAACACCAGCGGCGGCGGCGGGCAGUGCGCGCGCGGCUCCGCUCGGGGACCUGCGCCGGGCGGGGAAGGCGCGGAGGGCGGGCCGGCCGGGCGGGAAGGGGCGGGGAGCGCGCUCUGGUGGCGGCGGCGGCGGCGGUGGCCGUCGUCCUUAUCCCGGCGGCCCAGCGCUCGAGUGGACGCGGGGCUUCGCAAAUGGCUUGUCCCGCGCUCGAUCUGGAAGCUCUUCAGCCUCUGCAGCCGGAGCCGCCCCCCGAGCCCGCCUUCUCCGAGGCGCAGAAGUGGAUCGAGGUUGCUGAAUGCCAUAAAGCCAGGACUUGUUAAAAAGAUCAAUAGAUUGCCAACCCCCAUUGCAGGAUUGGACAAUAUUAUCUUAUUCCUGAGAGGUUGUAAAGAGCUGGGCCUUAAAGAAUCUCAACUGUUUGACCCAAGUGACCUCCAGGACACAUCCAACAGAGUAACAGUCAAGAGCCUCGAUUGCAGUCGGAAGCUGAGAAAUGUACUAGUCACCAUUUAUUGGCUGGGAAAGGCUGCAAAUAGCUACACUUCCUACAGUGGAACUACUCUGAACUUGAAGGAGUUUGAAGGCUUGUUGGCUCAGAUGAGAAAGGAGACCGAUGACAUUGAGAGUCCCAAGCGCAGUAUCCGAGACAGCGGCUACAUCGACUGCUGGGAUUCCGAGCGCAGCGACUCCCUCUCGCCUCCUCGCCACGGCCGCGAUGACUCCUUCGAUAGCCUGGAUUCUUUUGGCUCCCGCUCCAGGCAGACACCUUCACCGGAUGUAGUGCUCAGGGGAAGCAGUGAUGGGAGAGGAAGUGACUCUGAGUCCGACUUGCCACAUCGGAAGCUACCAGAUGUGAAGAAGGAUGACAUGUCUGCGCGACGGACUUCCCAUGGUGAGCCGAAAUCAGCAGUGCCUUUUAACCAAUACCUCCCCAACAAAAGCAAUCAGACGGCCUACGUCCCUGCUCCUCUAAGAAAGAAGAAGGCUGAGAGAGAAGAAUACCGGAAGAGUUGGAGCACUGCCACCUCCCCGCUCGGUGGCGAGAGGCCCUUUAGCUAUCCUGAAACAAUAGAGGAAGAGGAAAGUGAAGCAGGGUCUCCAGGGGAAGAGGACCCCAUCAGCCAGAUGGAUCCUGGUGGAAAUCCUUCUGAUGAAGGGUUAGGAUUAUCCCACGGCAGUGGUAAGGGGCAGCCUCCUGCAGAGGAAACUGCAGCAGCACCUGUGCCCCGGUCAGAAGAAAAAGGUGCUGCCGAAGUCCGAAAGCGCAGAAGGCUAGAGCAAGCAGGAAUCAAGGUCAUGCCAGCUGCACAGCGCUUUGCCAGUCAAAGGCAACCAAAUGAAGAGAAGGAAGCUGCUUGUGAUAUUAUUCUUCGCAAAGAGAACCCUUUCCUGGCCCAUCAGCAUGGCAAAGAUUCUGAGUCAGAAGAUGAAGUGACAUGUCGACUGCCUGAUCUUGUGAAAGAUGACUUUGCUGCAAGAAGAACAAGGAUGAACCAGCCCAAGCCAAUGGUGCCAUUGAAUCAACUCCUCUAUGGGCCUUUUAGAACGAAAGAGGCAGAGAGAUCAGAUGGCAGCAAACUGUCAAAAGGAAGUGCAGAAAAGAAAAGUCUAGAACACAGAAGAAAUCAGGGCCAAACAGAAGAGGUGACGUCACGGAUGGCCUGCGUCAUGACAGUUCAGGAGGGGGAACCAGUGGAAGUGAGAAUGAGAAAGGUGCCAGAUCUUUACAAGGAUGACCUGGCCAAGCGGAGAAUUCAGAGCUGCCUUGGCCCUCAACGUGAGGCCCCAAGCUUCAUCAUACCCUCCAACAUAACAGAAGCUGACCUGAAGACGUGGGAGAGACUGCAGGUGUCAGGGAAGACGAGGGAUGGAGACUCUCAGCACAUCCUUGCCCCCGAGCCUUCGCCAGAAAUUAAAACAGAAACUGCCAUCCGGGAUGACUUUGCUGGCCGCAAAGCCAGGGCCUAUAAGAAAGCUUCCAGCCCUAGGCAAAAAUUUGUGCAUUUUGGGCCAGUAACAGAGAUAGACCAGCAGACAUGGAAGCGGCUCAGCAUUGGCAAACCUGGGCCCCGGAAGGGCGUAGAAGACAUCAGUUACAGUGAAAGGGUUCAAACGCCCUCCAUCCCCCCUGCCUCCGCAGCUACCACUGGCUCCAAGGAAGCCCGGAUGCACACUCCCCUGAAUGACCACAGAAUAGUGAAUUCUGGCAUGGAUGACUGUUGCCAAAGGGACUCUCGCCCGAUUCCUGUGCCAGAGUCUCAGGAAGAGUGGGGCUGCAGUUUGAGUGAGUGCCCCAGAAAGACAGAGGAAGUUACAUCCACACAGUUGCCACAGGGUGGCAAAGAAGAAAACGAAGGAGUUGUUCAAGGAGAUGCUGAGGUGUUGUCCAAAGCAGAAUAUCCUGUGGAGAACACUCAGCCACUUACGAGUGCUUGGGCCUGUGAAGAAGAGACUGUAGGCACAAACGAGAAGUAGGAAAAGAUGACAGCUCCUGUCUGGAGCACCAAUGGAACAAAAGACCCGAAGAAGCUGGCUGAUUCACAAAAAGAUCACAUGGUGGCCAGGAGAACUGGGUUGGCCAUGAGACACAGAUUCCUGCUAGUUCCAGUUGCAAAGCAACAGGAUGCUGAGAAACCAAUCAAGGGUCCAGCCAUGCAGGAUCAGAAAUACGGUCCGAGAACUCCUGUGUCUGAUGACGCAGAGAGCACGAGUAUGUUUGACAUGCGGUGUGAAGAGGAGGCCGCCGUGCUGCCGCACAGCAGGGCCCGCCAGGAGCAGCUGCAGCUGAUCAACAACCAGCUGCGGGAAGAGGACGACAAAUGGCAGGAUGACCUGGCUCGCUGGAAGAGUCGUAGGAGAAGUGCAUCUCAAGACUUGAUCAAGAAAGAGGAAGAAAGGAAAAAAAUGGAGAAGUUACUGGCUGGAGAGGAUGGAAUGAGUGAACGAAGGAAAAGCAUCAAAACCUACAGAGAAAUCGUUCAAGAGAAAGAGCGGAGAGAGAGAGAGCUUCAUGAAGCAUAUAAGAACGCACGGUCCCAAGAGGAGGCAGAGGGCAUCUUACAGCAGUACAUCGAGAGGUUCACCAUCAGUGAGGCUGUCCUUGAGCGCUUGGAGAUGCCAAAAAUCCUGGAAAGAAGCCAUUCAACGGAGCCAAACUUAUCCUCCUUCCUGAAUGACCCCAGCCCCAUGAAAUACCUACGGCAACAGUCACUGCCUCCACCCAAAUUCACUGCCACUGUUGAAACCACCAUCACACGAGCUGGUGCCCCGGAUCCUAGCACGGCAGUAGGCAGUGAGUCUCCCAGCAAAACUGUCACUCCCAAAGCAGUGCCUAUGCUGACCCCCAAGCCUUACUCCCAGCCCAAAAACUCACAAGAGGUUCUGAAGACCUUUAAGGUAGAUGGGAAAGUCAGCAUGAAUGGGGAGACAGCCCAUGGUGAUGAGGAAGAGAAGGGAAGACAGAGCCCUACAGUGCCACCUGCUCUGUCUCUCACCAAGUCCCAGAUGUUUGAAGGUGUGGCCAGAGUACACGAGUCACCAGUGGAGCUCAAACAAGACAACAACGGCAUCGAGAUCAACAUAAAGAAGCCAAAUUCUGUUCCCCAGGAAGUGACAGCAACCACUGAGGAAGCUGAAGUGAACAGUCACGGAGAUGAGAAUGAUGGCGGCAAACCAGGAAGUGAGGAUGCAGACCUUACCACAUCAGAGCCACAGCACUUCACCAGCACUGUGAUGUGCUGCAGCCCCACCGUGGCCCUGGUGGAGCUGUCCUCCAGCCCCCAGCUGAAGAACGACGCGCCCCAAGACAAAGGCCCGCAGAGCUCCGAACACGAAGUGAGCGGCAAGGUGGAGCUGGUGCUGUCACAGAAGGUUGCAAAGCCAAAGAGCCCGGAACCAGAAGCUACCCUGACAUUUCCAUUUCUGGACAAGAUGCAUGAAGCCAACCAACUACAUUUGCCAAAUAUCAGUUCUCAAGAUUCUCCAAGCAAUGAAAAGUCACCUGCAACGACACCUUUUAAGUUCUGGGCAUGGGACCCAGAAGAGGAGCGCCGACGACAGGAAAAGUGGCAACAAGAACAGGAGCGUUUGCUCCAGGAGAGGUACCAGAAGGAGCAGGACAAGCUGAAAGAAGAGUGGGAAAAGGCCCAGAAGGAAGUGGAAGAGGAAGAACGCAGAUACUAUGAGGAGGAGCGUAAGAUAAUUGAAGACACUGUGGUUCCAUUUACUAUUUCUUCAAGUUCUGCAGACCAGCUUUCUUCACCCCCCUCUGUGACCAAUGGCAACGGGAUGCUGAAGAAGAUGGACUUGGAAAACUGUCAAGAUGAAAAACAAGAAAGAAAAGCGAAGGAACCAUUCCAGGGAGAUGACUAUGACUUAUUGCUGAAGACCGGGGGCUGUGACCCCAUGGAGGAGAAGGGCAGUCUAAUGCCAGGGGCCUUGGCUCAUUCUGAGAACGCCACAUCAGAAGGGAUCCACCAGGACCAACAGCUGGGGGCAGAGGCUGGAGCCCCCAGCUGUGGAAUGAAUCCACAGCCAUCUCAGGAUCCAUCCCAGCAUCAGCAGGUGUCAAACCCACCAGCCAUGCACGUUUCAGAAGAUGUGAAGCCAAAAUCCCUGCCACUGGAUAGAAACAUGAGCCAUCAGAUUGACUCUCCCACUGAGAGGCGGAAGAAAAAUCCUCGAGGGAACUUCCAGGCUGGGCCUUUCUCACCCUGCUCCCCCACCCCACCUGGCCAGUCACCAAACAGGUCCAUCAGUGGGAAGAAGCUCUGCUCCUCCUGUGGGCUCGCUCUGGGCAAAGGAGCUGCGAUGAUCAUCGAGACCCUCAAUCUGUACUUUCACAUCCAGUGUUUCCGGUGUGGCAUUUGUAAGGGACAGCUUGGAGACGCCGUGAGUGGGACGGAUGUCAGAAUCCGAAAUGGUCUGCUAAACUGCAACGACUGCUACCUACGAUCCAGAAGUGCUGGCCAGCCCACAACAUUGUGAUGUGGUAUUCCAGCUUCCAGAUCACUCACCGCUCCCUUAUUAAAGGUGUCCCCUGGCAAUCGCUUAACAAAAUCCCAAGUUCAGGGGCUUCUUGGCCUCCACCUAAUUUCUGAAAAGGCUCUUCUAAAAGGUGGUAUCUUUUUGUUGUUUUUUUUUUUUUUUUUGGUAGUGCAGUAGGUUUUGUUGUUCUUGUUUUUGCAUUUGCACAGCAUCUCCAAAAAAUGUUGAGUUAGAAUGAUCCUGAAGAAUUCUAAAAAAGGUUAUAGCAUCAAGCAAGUCACACAGGCCUACGGUUUAGUGAAAUGAUGCAACAAACCUGUUCUGUUUUAGUAUUUCUAGGAAUUAAACACUUUUGUUUACAGAAUUGAACCACAGAAAGUGUGCAACAUGCCAAUUGGAGACGUGGUCUUCCAAGACAAGGAGCAUCAGUUGAAUGCAUUUCAGAAACUAAACAUCACAGUGAGCUCUGUUUCUGAGCUGUACCUUGUUUUUAAAGCAGAGACGCUGGUCUGACAACAUGUGCUGUAAUCCUGAAACAUUUGUGUUACUUUCCUUUGGAGGUAGAGGUUAUACCAAUUAAAUUAUGGCCCUGUUAGCAUUAGAUCUUGUAUACCUUGAAAGUUAUGUUAUUAAUAGAGUCUAGUCCAUCAAGUGAAGAGAACCCUCGCAAUAUCAGCUAGACUUAAACUCGAGAACAUUGCCUGGGGGUAGGAAGACCCCAGAGGGAAAUAGUUCUGUCUUCAUUUCCAAAGUCACUACCAAGAUCUUUGUGAAAGUUUAACCAACAAAGAGUGGUGGGUCCUUGCAAGCAUGAGGCGUGGCUGGCUGGCUGUCUGGCUUCCCUGCAGGCACUAGAUCUUCAAUGAGACACACAACACCAAGGCAUGUGGACUAUGCGGUGUGGAGAUUGGUCCAUCAUGGCUGUGACACUGCUCACCCAUCCCUGCAAGUUCAUCUGGAAGCAAGCGAAUAUCCAGGAAAUAUUCAGCCCAACUGAUUAAAAUGCAAAUGAUGGAUGAUGUGUAAGCCCCUGGUGUGUGAUCUACAAGAACCCACAGCUCAGACCAGGCCCUGCCCCCUCUCAUGGAUAUGCAGGAGUUCUGGACCCCCAUCACAGAGUUCAGAGAGGAACUCUUGUUGAGAACUAGUGUGUUUUCUGUCCUGAGUGAGGAAUUUCUGUUGGAUAAGAAAAUAAUCAAGUUCCUAAAGAGCACCACAAUUGACAUCCUCCAGGUUGGUUUGUGUUUUUUUAACAACUGGAGAGAGAACUAUUUAUUCUGCCUUAAAAUCAUGGCAAAUAAGUAAGAUGUCACUUCAUGAAUGUGGACAAUGGAUACAAUCCUCAUAGGUGGAUGUAGUGGUAAAGCAGGUCAAGUAUAUAUCUUUCUGUUGUGUAAGCAAUAAUUUGUUUCGUGUCUUACUGAAUAUAGCUAGCAAUUAUUUAUUUCCACGCUAGAUGAUUUUUUGCAUGUAAAGUUCCACAUAGGUGCAGGAAUUUCCUCAGCCACUGGAGGUAUUUUGACCAUUUUCUCAUUCAGACAGCUGUCAUUAGAUUGGAAUUUACACAUCAUUUCAUUAAAAAUUGUGCCUUAGAAAAUGCAAAGCUGUUGCACAUAGUCCGUGAUGAAUUAUGGAUACAGUUCAUUGAAAGAGAGAUGAAGUCACUUCCGAGUUCCCAUGACUUCUCAUUGGAGGUGUCAGCCAUUUUACAAGAAAAAAAAUUCUAAAAAAAAAAAAAAAGAAAAGAAAACUAAAAAGAAAAAAAAAGUUUUGAAAAUGUACAGAUUAAGUCUGAUAUUUUGAUUAACCUCCUGCAUGUUUUAUUAAAUAUUUUGAUAACGUGGAUGUUUACACUUUGCAUGAUAGUAGCAGAGUACUUUGCCACAAAUGAUGCACAAAACAUGUACAAUAUGGUCAUUCAUAACCGACUUUUAUAGAAUACUUUUUACAUGUGGAACUCCAUCCGUUAUGUAAGGAUCACAUGAAUAUUGCACAUUCUCUUCUGGUUUCACAAACCCAUUUAUACAUAUUUCUUAGACUCAUUGUACAUGUAUUGAAGCUAGAAUUGAGUCAAGAAAAAUAAAACCCCAUUCUCCCGCUGCUCUCCCAUAAUGAGCGCUAGUCACCAGGGCAGAGUAAUCUCCAACAUUUUCUAAAUUCUAAUUGCCAACUGUUUCUAUUUCUAUUUGAUUUAUAUUUCAUUUGGAGUCUGUUACAUGGCAGCCUGGGCAGACUAGAUCUUAUGUUUUGCAAGGAAGCAUAAUGACUAUGAUCUAUUUCUUUUCAAAUAAUCUUUGAGAUCCCAGGGAAAAAAAUGUUCUGCUCUGCUGAGCUAUAAUGUAAAUGUGUUUCUUUAGAAAACAGACGAGGCAAGUGAGUGAUUUAUUGUUCCUAAGGAAGUAUAUUUUUUUUCUCAUACUCCAAAAGCUAGUUCCUUCCCUUUCUUAAGAAACAAAAGGGGGGAGGGGAGAGAAUUAGCUUUAUGUUUCACUAGCAAACUUUCCUGACAUUUUCUUGUUCUUCCUAUGUAGUGUUAUUAAUGCAAUACGUAUUCUAGUUAUCUAUACACCAAGUAAGAUUUAACGAACUGAAAUGACCCACCUCCUAUGUGAGUCUAUCCGAAAGAUGUUACUGCUGUGGGUGGGCCCAGGUUCUCUAUCAGUUACACUAACUUUCAUUGAAAAUAUUUAUUCUAAAAUGCCUCUGAGAUGUAGUUUUAAAAACGAAUACAAAUAAAAGGUUGUCUAAAAAAGCAAUGCUUUUAUAGUAAAUGUACAUUUAUAAAUAAAAUACUCAAA
Messenger RNA from Ochotona curzoniae (black-lipped pika), 7795 nucleotides. It is a transcript of the gene LIMCH1, whose product is annotated as LIM and calponin homology domains 1. Gene Ontology annotation, biological process: positive regulation of stress fiber assembly; regulation of focal adhesion assembly. Gene Ontology annotation, cellular component: stress fiber. Lineage: Eukaryota; Metazoa; Chordata; Mammalia; Lagomorpha; Ochotonidae. The record is from RefSeq and is a predicted model, not a curated record. Gene Ontology annotation, molecular function: myosin II head/neck binding.